Messenger RNA from Gongylonema pulchrum, 567 nucleotides. The record is from the annotation of a GenBank genome assembly. NCBI's taxonomy places the organism in Eukaryota, Metazoa, Nematoda, Chromadorea, Rhabditida, Gongylonematidae.
AUGUAUGGCGAAAUGCGUACGUUUCCGAGACGCACCAGCUGGAACCCGCCAGUAAGCCGUUUGGAUCUGUCGGCGGAAGUGCGUAUCCACAUAUCAAAUCUGCCGCUGAAUGUUGAUUCAACCGAUAUCGUGGAAAUGUUUGAACACUAUACACUUAAGGCGGCCACAGUCAAUUAUAAUGAAGAGGGGGAGCCAACCGGGACAGCGGAUGUGGUGACAGACCGAGCUACUGCUCGUGAAAUUAUGUCGAAUUUUGAUGGCGCUGCUCUGGAUGGGCAGUUAUUGAACUUCUAUUUGAUUGAUGAUACGUCGAAGAAGCCCAGUGAUGCCCCCAAAAGAAGGCGCAUUUACGACCGUGUAGAGUUCCCAGAUCGACCACGGGGCAUAUAUAAGAAGAGAUAUCCUUAUCGCCGGGGCUACAAGCGCGGUAGCAGGAUGCGUCGCUCCUCGGAUCAUUUUACUGAAGAAGAGCUCGAUCGGGAGAUCGAUAAAUAUAUGAAGAGUGCGAAGAAGAAGGAGGACGGAGAACCAGAGGAAGGCGAACCAAUGUCUGUGGACACCACCUAA